UUCGCGGCGGGAGAGUUAGUUGAUUGCCACUUCCCGCCACCGGAAAACAGGAAAUGCAAGUAUUAAGCGGUGGCAGGGCGAUAUCGAUAACGCACCCCACUCUCAAUCUCUGCUAUCCAACGCUUGAAUCCUUCGUCUGGAACACUCUCAUUCGUGCCCAUGUCCAACCAACAAAUCCCUCCCUCACCCCGCUCUCCAUCUUCCUCCGCAUGCGCUCCCAUGGCGUCAAACCCGAUUCCCACACCUUCCCUUUCCUCCUCCAAUCCUUUACCUCACCCGGAUACUUCCACUCGGGCCGGUCCAUUCACUCGCUCAUUAUCCGCCUCGGAUUAUCGGACAACCUGUUUGUACAGACAUCCCUUGUCAAUAUGUACUCGUGUUGCGGCCACUUAGCCUUUUCCCAACAGGCGUUCGACGAAAUUCCCCAACCGGACUUGCCAUCUUGGAAUUCGAUGCUCAAUGCAAAUGUGAAAGCCGGCAUGGUUGUCUCUGCGCGCAACUUGUUCGACAGAAUGCCAAACAGAAAUGCUGUAUCUUGGAGUUGCAUGAUGGAAGGGUAUGUCAAAACGGGUCAGUAUAAAAAUGCAUUGAUGUUGUUCCGUAAGAUGCAAACGCUGGAUGAUGAGGUUAGACCUAAUGAGUUCACCAUGUCCGUUUUGCUUUCUGCUUGUGGAAAGCUGGGUGCCCUGGAGCAUGGGAAGUGGGCUCAUCUUUACAUUGAAAAAUAUGGGAUGAGGAUUGGUGAUGUGUUGGGGACUUCUUUGAUUGACAUGUAUGCAAAAUGUGGGAGCAUUGAGAGGGCAAGAUUGGUGUUUGAAGAUAUGGGCCCAACUAAAGAUGUCAAGACUUGGACUGCCAUGAUCUCUGGCUUGGCUAUGCAUGCCCACAAGGAGGAAUGCCUUAGUUUAUUUUCAAAGAUGAUUGGCUCUGGCAUAAGGCCUAAUGGAGUUACAUUCAUCAGUGUUCUCUGUACUUGUGUGCAUGCUGGGCUUGUGAGCCAAGGGAAGCUAAUUUUUGAGAUGAUGCAGAAAGAAUUCGGCAUUGCACCCUCGGUUCAGCACUAUGGUUGUAUGGUUGAUCUUUAUGCAAGGACUGGUCUGAUUGAUGAAGCAUGGGAGCUUGUGAAAUCAAUGCCUAUUCAGUCAGAUGUUCUUGUUUGGGGAGCUCUUCUUAGUGGAGCUAGGAUGUGUGGAGAUAUCGAAACAUGUGAGGCUGCACUCAACAAGAUACUAGAGUUGGAACCCACAAAUAGUGGAGCUCAUGUUCUUCUGUCAAAUGUAUAUGCAAAGAUGGGCAGGUGGAAGGACUCGAGGCGUGUGAGAGGUCUUAUGGAGGCAAAGGGGAUAAAGAAAGUUCCCGGGUGCAGUUUGGUAGAAGUGGAUGGCAUCGUGCACGAGUUUUAUGUAGGAGACAAGUCUCGCCAAGACACAAGACAAAUAUACAUGAUGCUCGACGAAAUUUUGAGCAGGAUAAGAAUGGAGGGCUACGUUAGCAAUACGAAAGAGGUGUUGCUUGAUCUAGACGAGGAGGGAAAGGAGUUGGUUCUUUCGCGUCAUAGUGAGAAACUGGCAAUUGCAUUUGCCAUCAUGACGACUAGACCUGGUGUUCCAAUACGCAUAGUUAAGAACAUCAGGAUAUGCAGUGAUUGCCAUGCCGCCAUAAAGAUGAUCUCUAGGGUGUAUGCCAGAGAGAUUACAGUUAGAGACUGCAACAGGUUUCACCAUUUUGUGAGUGGCAAUUGCAGUUGUAAUGAAUUCUGUUUAAACAAAAUUCAGAUGGGCUCGAGAAUGAUAAACGACCAUGUGGCUGAGAGUGUAAAGAAUGUUUCGAAUAUAUUGCAGCAGGAAAUUUGUGAAGCCUAUUUGCUCUUUAAGGGUGAAACUGCACUUGGGGAUGGUUUCAGAGCAUUCCUGUAUUUUAUGGGUAUUUUCUAUUGUUUCAUUGGCUUGUCAGCUAUUACCUCUCGGUUCUUCCGCUCCAUGGAAAAUGUUGUCAAGCAUUCGCGAACAGUGGUUGAAAUAGAUCCUUGUACAAAAACCAAAAUUGUCAAGAAGGAAAAGGUGUGGAAUUACACAAUUGCUGAUAUCACUCUGCUGGCAUUUGGGACGAGUUUUCCACAAAUAUCAUUAGCUACUAUUGAUGCAAUACGAAAUAUUGGAAGCUUAUAUGCUGGAGGUUUGGGUCCAGGAACGCUUGUUGGCUCUGCAGCUUUUGAUCUGUUUCCUAUACAUGCAGUUUGUGUUGUGGUACCUAAAGCUGGUGAGUUGAAAAAGAUAUCAGAUCUUGGGGUCUGGCUUGUGGAGCUUUUUUGGUCUUUCUGGGCUUACAUUUGGCUCUACAUCAUUUUAGAGGUAUGGACUCCAAACGUUGUCACCUUGUGGGAGUCUUUGUUGACAGUGCUCCAAUUUGGGUUAUUGCUGAUACAUGCCUAUGCUCAAGACAAGCGUUGGCCAUAUUUGUCCAUUCCUUUGGAAAGAUCUGAGAGGCCGGAGGAGUGGGUGCCUGUACAGACUGCUUCUUAUGGAGAGGUUCCUGAUGAUUGCUCAGGAACACUCAAUGUUGCGGUGGAAGACAGGAGGGAAAUUGUUGAUAUUUUCUCCAUCCAUUCUGGCGAUGGGACAGGUCCUGUUUAUCAAAACUUGCCUGAUACAGAUGUUGCUGAAUCCUCUGCUGGGCUCAACUGUGAUGAGACAAUUGUUGAGGAAUCUGAUAUCCUCUCAAUUUGGAAACAGCAAUUUUUCGAUGCUUUGGUGUUGGAACAUGCAGAAUCCAGAAAACUGGAUAACAAAUUUGUUCGGCUUGCACGCAUUUCCUGGCAGUUACUUCUAGUACCAUGGCGGCUUCUAUUUGCGUUUGUACCUCCCUAUCAGAUUGUCCAUGGGUGGCCUGCCUUCAUCUGCUCUUUGAUCUUCAUUAGUGGGAUAGCUUAUGUUGUUACAAAACUCACCGACCUAAUAAGCUGUGUUACAGGAAUAAAUCCUUAUGUCAUUGCAUUCACAGCAUUGGCGGCUGGAACUUCUUGGCCUGAUCUAGUUGCAAGCAAGAUUGCUGCAGAGCGGCAGUUGACUGCUGAUUCAGCCAUCGCUAACAUCACAUGCAGCAAUUCGGUGAAUAUCUAUGUAGGCAUUGGCAUUCCAUGGCUGAUUGACACUCUCUACAACUACUUUGCAUUCAACGAGCCCCUGAGAAUACAGAACGCCAAGGGAUUAAGCUUCUCUUUACUCAUUUUCUUCGCUACUUCGGUUGGGUGUAUCGGUGUUUUGGUGUUUAGGAGAGUAACUUUGGGUGCUGAACUUGGUGGCCCCAGAAUUUGGGCCUGGGUAACCUCUGUGUUCUUUAUGCUGCUGUGGCUUACAUUUGUUACAUUAUCUUCACUCAGAGUUUCUGGCAUAAUAUAAAAGUCUCUAUCCAAGUUGCUACCCUUCUCUC
Molecule: messenger RNA, 3429 nt
Organism: Ipomoea triloba (trilobed morning glory)
Lineage: Eukaryota; Viridiplantae; Streptophyta; Magnoliopsida; Solanales; Convolvulaceae
Product: pentatricopeptide repeat-containing protein At3g62890-like
Exons: 9
Coding region: 54-3398 (1114 amino acids)
Biological process (GO): transmembrane transport; metal ion transport
Cellular component (GO): membrane
Molecular function (GO): zinc ion binding; protein binding
Source: RefSeq, a predicted model, not a curated record